Messenger RNA from Drosophila subobscura, 1364 nucleotides. RefSeq names its product lanC-like protein 3 homolog. The transcript has a single exon. Gene Ontology annotation, biological process: peptide modification; carbohydrate metabolic process. The record is from RefSeq and is a predicted model, not a curated record. Gene Ontology annotation, cellular component: plasma membrane. The coding region runs from base 70 to 1329 and encodes 419 amino acids. Lineage: Eukaryota; Metazoa; Arthropoda; Insecta; Diptera; Drosophilidae.
AAUGUUACUGACUCAAAAAAUUUCAAACUAAAUCCCGCUGCCCUACAAAACAAAAAAAUCUGCUCCAACAUGGAAAUUCGUUACUUCAACAACCCGUACCCAGACUUCCCCAGAAACGGCGAUUUUUUGUUGGAUGAAGAGCGCGUCAAGGACCUCAUCUCCACGUACGUAAAGACCAUUCUGGCAGAGUGUAAGCCGCAAGUUGAGGAUCGUGGGGAUGUGUAUGUGGGCAAUGCCGGCAUAGCCUACAUGUUCUGGAAGCUGCAGCACAGCGAUCGCACCCGUCAGCUGUUCCCCACAGCCUUGCAGCAUGCCGCAGAUUUUAUUGGCAAGGCCAAGGCCAAUGCCGAGCGCUUCAGGAAACGUUCGUCCUUGCAGUGCUAUUCCUUUUUGUGUGGCAAUGCCGGGAUCUAUGCGGUGUCUGCCGCCAUCUCUGCGGCACUCAACGACACCGAGGAGCUGUCCAAGGAUGUGGCAAACUUCAAGGCUGCGAAGCCCAAGGGCAAAAGCGACGGCGGCUACGAUGAGAUGUUGGUGGGUCGAGCGGGCUAUCUGUCCGGCUGCUACUGGCUGAAUGACACGCUGCCCGGGCAGACUAUCCCCGAUGAGGAUCUGAUUUCCAUUUGCCAAAUGGUCGUGGCCAAUGGCCGCGAGUACAGCACCAAGAAGCACUCGGCCCUGCCGCUGAUGUACGAAUUUCAUGGCACGGAAUAUUUGGGCGCCGCUCAUGGAGUCUGCGGCAUCAUGCACAUGCUCCUAGAGAGUCCCUGGUUUAGGCAGCAUCCCGGCAUGGAGUCUACCGGAAUGCCAUUCGGACUCUCCACUCCCUCGGACGUGUUGCACGAUGUCAAGCGCACCGUUGACUGUUUGCUGAGGUUGCAGGAUGCCGAAGGCAACUUCCCUGUGGCCCUGGAGGAUGGCAGCGAGCGGAGACUGGUGCACUGGUGUCAUGGCGCACCUGGGAUCGUCUAUGUGCUGGCCAAGACUCAUCUGAUCUUCCAGGAGGAACGCUAUCUGUUGGCCCUGCGCCGCUCUGCCGAUUUUGUGUGGCGUCGCGGUGUCCUGCGCAAGGGUCCUGGUCUCUGUCACGGUGUCGCCGGCAAUGGUUAUGUUUUCUUGUUGCUCUUCCGUUUGACCCAUGAAAUGAUGUACCUGUACAGAGCCCACAAAUUCGUGGAGCUGCUGAGCAGCGAGGAGUUCAAGCAGAAGGCACGCACCCCGGAUCGCCCACACAGUCUGUUUGAGGGCGUGGCUGGGACUGUUUGCUAUUUGGUGGAUUUGCUGCAGCCAGAGGAGGCACAUUUUCCAUUUAUGGAUGUUUUCCAUUAGGAAAAACUCUACCCAACACUCCAAAAACACAGCAC